GGAGGGCGCGCCUCUACAUACACCCCCCGCGUGCUCCCUGCGGCCUGACAGCAUGGCUUACUACGAGGAGCACGCGGACACCUACCUGCACGCGGACACCUACCUGCACCCCCCCAGGUACCGGAAGUACAAGAGCUUUCUCGCGCACUAUGGAGACGCCGCGGACGCCUUCAACAACCAGCAGCGCGCGCAGCUGCGGGCCCUCCUCGCGCAGAUCAACCCCUCUCUGGCCCCGCGCCUCCGGAGGUUCAACACGCGGGACGCGGCCGUGCAGGUGAACCCGCGCCGGGACGCCGCGGUACAGUGUGGGAUCGGAACGCGCACCCUGGCACGCGCGGGGGACGCCGGGGUCGCCGGGGUGAGGUACCCGCGCACUCUCGCUGUUUACUCCCCCGUGGCCUUCAGGAGCGUCACGUGCUUCCUGGAGGAGGAGGUGGGGGAACCGGAGGAGAGAACCGGAGAACCUCGAAAGAAAACCAGAACCAAAGAUCCAGAGGGAGGAAAGGAGGAGCACGAGGAGCAGCAGGAGGCGAAGGGCAAGGCGCGCGUGAAGUUCCAGUUCCUGGAGCAGAAGUACGGGUACUACCACUGCAGAGAGUGUAACCUGCGGUGGGAGAGCGCCUAUGUGUGGUGCGUUCAGGGAACCAGCAAG
Molecule: messenger RNA, 652 nt
Organism: Notothenia coriiceps (black rockcod)
Lineage: Eukaryota; Metazoa; Chordata; Actinopteri; Perciformes; Nototheniidae
Product: zygote arrest protein 1-like
Exons: 2
Biological process (GO): translation
Cellular component (GO): cytoplasm
Source: RefSeq, a predicted model, not a curated record